AUGAAAAACUUUGCAACUAACCCCAAAAAUAUUGGUGGAAUGAAGAUGCUUAAUGACAAUAUGUUUUUACAUCAUAAAGCACUGAUAGAUGCUAAGCCAGCUAUCAAAAUUAAACCACCCAGACCUGUAAAUUAUUACUUAAAAUAUAGCAUGUAAACAACAUUAAAAAAGUGGAUCCCUAAAAACCUAAAGAAAUUGAUCUUCCAAUGUAUAAGAAUAAACAAGAAUUUGAUCAAGUUAUGAAAACAUUUCAAACUGUAAUUGGCAUGAAAAAGGGUAAGUCAUCCUAAUCAAUUUAGGGAGAAUUAAUUCAGAUGCUCCAAUUACAAUGGAAUUUCGAAGGAACAUCUCUGGAAAUGCGACAAAAAAAGAAAAAUUUGAAAGAGAUCAACACAUUUUAAAUUUGCAAUCCCAAUAUAGAAGAAUUGCAAGUGCUGGAAGCAUGUAAGAAAGAAAGAAAAAUUCUAAUGAUCCAAUAGCCCAUCCUCCUAGGUUCUUUAGAAGAGAAGGGGAAACUAUGGCAAAUAUUAAAAUCGAUAAAUUGUUACACCAUUUCGUAUAUAAUAAUCUUAUGCCUUAAUAGACAAAAGAAUAACGAAUGCUUGAAGAAACUCCUAAUAGCGAACUCUCUUAAAAGAUCGAAGAAUUGAACAAAAAGAAGGUUCAACUGUCAAAACCAAAAUAACCGAGAGCACAAUCAGCUAAACUUCCUACCUAAAAAUCUGAAUCUUCAAGUAGAAUUAAAACUAGGAAUGCUGAUGACAUUACAACUGAAGUGAAAGAUAUUCCUAAGGUAUCCACUAGUUCAGAAGAGGAUCUAGAAAAAUUAAGGUAGAUGCUCAUAAGUAAAAACUAUUUCUAUUUUAAGGGAUAAUUUUCCAUCAUAAAAUUUUCAAGACAUAAGACUUAGAAACCUUAUUCGCUCGAGUAUUAAAUUAAAAUCCUUAAAUUGAUUUGAUCAGAGCAGAAAUACUCUUUGAAAUGAUUAGAGAACAACUAAAAUCUUAAUGA
Molecule: messenger RNA, 1011 nt
Organism: Paramecium octaurelia
Lineage: Eukaryota; Ciliophora; Oligohymenophorea; Peniculida; Parameciidae
Source: the annotation of a GenBank genome assembly